AUGGCCAGGCGGGCCAACACAAAGGGGGUAUGCCAGCUGCUGGAAGCCGGCGCAGCCAAGGAUUCGAAGGACCACACUGGUUCAACGGCCGUUGCCUGCGCAUCAGCCAAAGGCCACUUGGAGAUCGUGGAUGUGCUCCUGAAAGCCGGCGCUGACCCAGACUUGUCCGACUGGAGGGGCAACACCGCCCUAGUUCUGGCGUCUGCCAGUGGCCACGUGGAGGUUGUGCGUUUGCUACUUGCCGCUGGCGCCCAGAUGGAUUGGCAGGCACGUGAUGGCACCACGGCACUUAGUUGUGCCGCUGUCAACAACCAUGUUCAGACAGCUCGCUUCCUGCUGGAAGCCGGUGCCGACAAAGACUUGGCAGACAACAAUGGCAACACCCCUCUUAUUCUUGCAUCUGGUGGCGGCCAUGCUGACAUCGUGCAGCUGUUGAUGGCUGCAGGUUCUGACAAGGAUCAGCAGGCACACAAUGGCAACACUGCUCUCACUUGUGCAUCGGGGGGCAAUCAUGCAGACGUUGUUUGCCUAUUGGUGAAGGCGGGUGCAGAUGCAAACACACGAGACCACAACGGAGAGACAGCUCUUCAUCUUGCAUCACGUCGUGGCUGCCUAAAGAUCGUUCGCAUGUUGCUCGAAGCAGGUGCCGAAGGUGAAGUGCAGGCUGGCACGGGUAACACCCCUUUCUUUUACGCCUCCGUCAGUGGCCACCUAGAAACUGCACGUUUGCUUCUGGAAUUUGGUGCCAACAAAGACCUGGAGCUCCUCUCUGCAGCAGCAGAGGGUCUUUCCGAGACAGUGCAGUUGUUGUUGGAAGCUGGGGCAGACAAGGACAUUAAGAACAGCGAUGGCGAGAAUGCUUUGCACCUCGCAGGGUAUGGCGGGCAUCAUCAAGCAGUACGCUUGCUGUUGGAAGCUGGUACCAACCGUGACUUGCAUGACCGGAAUGGCGAUACCCCUCUUAUAAAUGCAUGUCAUGGCGGUCAUGCUGAAACUGUACGCUUGCUGCUGGAAGGUGGUGCUGACAUAGAACUGGGAUCUUUUUCUGGCAGUAGUCCGCUUGUUUGUGCAUGUGUCGGCGGUCACGUUGAAACUGCACGCAUGUUAUUGGAAUCUGGUGCUGGUCAAGAGUUUGCACUCUUGCGUGCAUCUGCGGAAGGCCAGAUUGAUAUUGUUCACUUACUAUUGGAGGCCAGCGCCAACAAGGAUGCGAAGGACCGCCGUGGUCAGACAGCCCUCCACCGUGCUGCUUCCCGCGGACAGUCCGAAACGGUUCGCUUGUUGCUGGCAGCUGGUGUUGAUCAAAAUGUGCAAGACAGCACAGGAGCAAAGGCAAUCGCACUCGCCUGGUUGAAUCAUCACCACAAGACUGUGCGCUUGCUUCGUGGCUGUACUUGA
Molecule: messenger RNA, 1398 nt
Organism: Symbiodinium necroappetens
Lineage: Eukaryota; Dinophyceae; Suessiales; Symbiodiniaceae
Source: the annotation of a GenBank genome assembly